CAGCUCAGUUUGUCAUUGGAGCUGCGACCUUCUUGUAGAGAUGCUCCGCCUCCUUCUGACCACAGGCCUUUUUCUGGCGCUUGUCAGUUUGGCUCUCUCCUUCCGCCUCGUGUGUUACUACAACAGAAAAGCAGCCGCCAGACUCUCCAUCGGCAGAUUCACUCCAGCGAAUGUCGCCCCAAAUCUGUGCACUCACCUCAUCUUCAGCUACGCCACCGUCGACGACAAGAACAACAACAUCAGGAGGCUGGUCCCCGUGGAUGAGUCGGACAUCGACCUCUACGGUGAACUCAACCGCCUGAAGAACAGUAAUCCAGAUUUGAAAACGUUACUUGCCGUAGGCGACCCAGAGGGCUCUGACUCUCAGACUUUCACUAAGAUGGUGGCCUCAAAAACCACCAGAGAAAAGUUCAUCGAUUCAGCCGUGACAAUGAUCAACACGUACGGCUUUGAUGGGCUCAAUCUCGACUGGCGUUACCCGACAGGAAAUGCAAACCGCGGGAAGUUCACAAGUCUCUGUCAGGAGCUCAGAGCAGCCUUAAACAGGAGUCUGCUGCUCACGGCCAGUGUCUCUGGGGUAAAGGACGUCAUUGAUGACAGUUAUGACGUCUCAAUAAUCGCCCUUGAACUGGAUUUCAUAAAUGUUUUGACGUUUGGUUUUCAUGAUUCAUCUGAACCGGUCACAGCACAUCACAGUCCUUUAGAUCCACCGUCCACUGACCCUGAGGAUCCUCUGACCACACAAAGUGCAAUGGACCACUGGAAAACUCUAGGGGGCGCUGCCCUGCCAGCAGAUAAACUAAACAUGGGAAUAGCUGCUUAUAGCGUCGCCUUUAGACUGUUUAACUCCAGUGAGGGUGGAGUCGGAGCAGCCACCAGCUCUACGCCUCCAGAAGACGGAUGCUACACGGAAGAACCGGGCGUUUGGUCGUAUUAUGAGACUUGCCUGUACAUUCAGGGUGGAGUUCGGACCUUCCUUGAUGAUCAGGGCGUCCCGUACGUGGUCACUGAGGGGCACUGGGUCGGCUACGACGACCCACAGAGUCUUAAUUUAAAGGUGGAACGUAUCAAAAAUGAAACCUACGGCGGCGCGGUUGUGUGGGCGUUGGACCUGGACGACUACACGGGACAGUUUUGUGAGGACGGGACAAACCCCUUCAUAAGUUACUUAAAAAGUAUUCUGUUCAUGUAGCAGUUGCACUGAUAUUUACCUACAUAUGUCAUUCAUUAGAUUUAAUAUAAAUGGAGGCACUUCAAAGUCUAACGGUGCCUUCGAGGGACAUUAUGAUCAUUAAGUUAAUCAAAAGUGUGAUUAUUCUGGUCAUAAUGCAACUAUAAUAUGACAAUCUGAACCAUUUAAGAAGCAAAAUGAAGUUAUUUCAGUUGAACUUUGACCCCUAAAGACUAACCUAAACGUGUGUGUUACAUCAUGUUCCCUUUGGAUUCAACCAAGACAAGUUCAUUUGAAAAAAAAACAGUAAUUCAAAGUGUUAAACAGAGCAGAGCAGAGUUAAACAGAACCGUUUGGUCCUGGGUUUAGAUCCGUCUCUUUUUUGAUUUUCAUUCAGACUUUUGUUAAAUGACGUUUGUUUCGCAGAAUAACUGAAACACUCUCGGUCCUGAGCCUGGACUGUUCCUCUGACUUUAAAACCAUUUCAAAUAUAUUAAGAUCAAAUCAAACUGUUUGGAAAUAGAGAAAUAACAUUCAUCUUGAUUCAAAAUGUUUGGAAUCAUGUUUUAUUUCUGACAAUCAUUACAUAUUAUUUUACUACUGAUCUUAAUGAGCAUCACAAAAAUAUAAAAUUAUUUCGAUUCCAUUUAAAUUUUCUCUAUAUUAAAAUGUGAUAAUAAAUGUGAAAUCCUCAUGUUU
Periophthalmus magnuspinnatus is the source of this 1870-nucleotide messenger RNA. RefSeq names its product acidic mammalian chitinase-like. Gene Ontology annotation, cellular component: extracellular region. Bases 41 to 1192 code for a protein of 383 amino acids. The transcript is spliced from 11 exons. Gene Ontology annotation, biological process: chitin catabolic process; carbohydrate metabolic process. Lineage: Eukaryota; Metazoa; Chordata; Actinopteri; Gobiiformes; Gobiidae. Gene Ontology annotation, molecular function: chitin binding; chitinase activity. The record is from RefSeq and is a predicted model, not a curated record.